Molecule: messenger RNA, 1782 nt
Organism: Westerdykella ornata
Lineage: Eukaryota; Fungi; Ascomycota; Dothideomycetes; Pleosporales; Sporormiaceae
Product: homogentisate 1,2-dioxygenase-like protein
Exons: 2
Coding region: 229-1581 (450 amino acids)
Biological process (GO): L-phenylalanine catabolic process
Cellular component (GO): cytoplasm
Molecular function (GO): homogentisate 1,2-dioxygenase activity
Source: RefSeq, a predicted model, not a curated record
GCAUUCUCCGCUUCUUACCGCAAGCACAACCCCCAGCCAUGGCCGACGACCUGGAGACGGGCUAUGACGACCCAGAGACGCCUCUGCAUAAGAAAAAGCAGGCGUCAUUCCUCUCCAAGAUUCUUCAUGCCCACUUCGAGAAAAAGGUGCCAAAGAGCACGAUACCACUGACCACCAAGAACCUCGAGCAAUACUCUGGUUUGAAUCCCGACUGGUCCGAGAACCACGAUGCCUUCAACCCAGUUCGCCCGCGAGGACGCGUAUCGGUACCUGAAUGGCUUCAACUGCUACCAUGAGUCAGAAGCCAUUGAGGGUGCUCUCCCCUUAGGAGCAAACAGUCCACAGAAGCCUCCAUACGGCCUGUACGCAGAAAAGCUUUCAGGCACUGCCUUCACAGCUCCCCGACACGAGAACCAGCAGACUUGGCUCUACCGCAUCCUCCCCUCAUGCGGGCACAGCAACUUCGAGCCUCGCGAGUCUUCGACGUACAACACAAACCCGGAGAAUAAACCCUAUGAGAAGAUCCACCAUAUUCCCAAUCAACUAAGAUGGGAUCCCUUCGACCUCGACGAAACGGUGGAUUGGGUACACUCGCUCCACCUCGUUGCUGGUGCUGGGAAUCCCACAAUGAAGUCUGGACUUGGCAUCUACAUCUUCGCCGCAGGGAAAGACAUGGAUGCGCAUGAAGCGUUCUAUUCCGCAGACGGCGACUUCCUCAUUGUGCUCCAGCAUGGUGUUCUCGAUAUUCAAACCGAGUUUGGCCACAUCCUCGUCCGUCCCAACGAGAUCUGCGUCAUCCCUCGUGGCAUCAAAUACCGUGUUACACUCCCCGAUGGGCCAGUCCGUGGCUACAUACUCGAACUCUACCAGGGCCACUUCCAACUCCCGGAGCUGGGGCCCAUUGGCUCCAAUGGCCUGGCCAACGCUCGCGACUUCCAGGCUCCUGUCGCCUCGUUCGAAGAAGACACCUCCUCUGAGUGGCACAUACUCUGUAAAUUUGCAGGACACCUUUUUUCCGCACGCCAACAGCACACACCCUUUGAUGUCGUUGCCUGGCAUGGAAACUACUACCCCUAUAAGUACGACCUGGGCCGCUUCAACACCAUCGGAAGCAUCUCCUACGACCAUCCCGACCCGUCCAUCUUUACAGUCCUUACGGCGCAAUCGGAUCACCCUGGAACUGCAGUAGCCGACUUCGUCAUCUUCCCUCCUCGGUGGCUCGUCGCGGAAGACACCUUUCGACCUCCGUGGUACCAUAGAAACACCAUGUCCGAAUUCAUGGGCCUCAUCCACGGUCAGUACGAUGCCAAAACUGGAGGAGGCUUCCAGCCUGCAGGUGCCUCGUUGCACAACGUCAUGUCCGGACAUGGACCGGAUGCUACGACCCAUGAGAAAGCUUCCAAUGCUGAGUUGAAGCCAGCAAAGGUUGGCGAGGGUAGCAUGGCGUUCAUGUUUGAGAGUUGUUUGAUGGUUGGUGUGACGGAUUGGGGCCUGAAGAAGUGUAAGAAGGUGCAGGAAGGGUACAAUAAGGAGAGUUGGGAAGUGUUGAAGCCGAGGUUUCAGAGGCCGGAAAAGAAGUAGACGUGUUGGUUGAAGGUAGGAUUAGGAUGUAAUGGUAUUGAUGGAACAGCUCAGUCGCUCCCGGGAUGUUGUAUGCCACUGUGCAAAAGCAAGGCAAUGGAUUCUUUUGAGCACCUGCAGGUGCCCUUCAUUUAGCUAACGUAAGAGAAUUUAAUAGUCCCAUCCUAGUUCAGACUGUUGUAUCAACCUCUAUUAUAUGUU